AUGUUGAAACUUGUUACGUUUUCAGGAAAGCAGUCGAAGAGAGCGGUGACUGUGAAAUCGGUGACUAGAGAGUUCUCAUUGAAAGAACUGGUCGACUCCUUUGGGACGCUGUCGGACUGGGACCAGCUGACGCUGCAGCAGAAGGGGUCUUUGGAGCGGCGGCUCCCCCCCCUGUGGGCGGACCCCACCACUUUCGAGGCGCAGUUCGAGAAAUGGGCAGAUGCCACGCCCAGCGGUGGGGCUGGGUGGCUGGGCAAGAUGGCGUCCGCGUGGCGCUCCGAUUCGCGCCGCGGUCUCGGCUGGCUGCAGACCCUCAGGCUUGGAGACGGCUCACACUUUGCCGCUGCGGCGACAGUGGAAGCGGUGGCGCUGGAGAGGAUUGCGGACGACGAGGCGACGGUCACCGUCCGCCGUCUGCUAUGCGACAUACGAGAGAGGGACUGCCUCGCCGAGUGGGCCGCCAGGCUGAUGGCCAGGUGCGUGUGCCUCGGAUCGCGGCUGGCCGAGCAGCCGGAGGCGCUUAGCGCGAGCCGUUCGCUGUCCCUCUCGCACGCGCUGCGUUGGUGCGCGAGCGCGAACGAGAUGGCGCUACCGUCGCAGGUGCUCAAUUGCCUGCGGACCAUAGACAAGAAGGAGCGCGGUUCGUUGGCCUGGCUGAACCAGGAGCUGACCGCCCUGAGGAGGCUGGCGCUGAACAAGGGUGAUGUGGAAGGUCUCUCCGUGACAUUAAAAAGGGCUGAAGUCGAAGCGGUUUUGUACCGAGAGGGCGCCCCGUUGGAACAUUUCAUUGGGAUCAACAAUCUAGAGUUGUUGCUGAACAGAGAUUUGAAAUGUAAGCCUAUAAGAUUUUUAUAUUUAACUCUAUCUAUAAUCUCUCAGCAAGGAGAAGAUGAAGACCACACUGGACGCGACACUACGAAGGUGUUCAGAGACAAAGGGGCCUUUGGUGGGGCGCAGCAGGAGGGAGCUCCAGUUCAUGGUGCUGGUGGUCUCGAGCAGUACGACGCCCUGUGGGAGCAGGCCUCGGCCGGCGGGGAACGCGACUCAAUCCUGACGGACAUGGCGCACACCCUGGACUGGGCGCUGGCUCUGGGCCUGGCGCUGGACUACGCCGCCCUAGCAGACCUGAUGCUGCACAGGGUCGGCUCUUCCCAGGCCAUCGGCGAGGAGGCGGCCCGGGCGGUCGUGAAACAGCUGGAGACGCUCGCCCAGCUGCUAGACGAGUUCGCCGUGGACGCCCUGAAGGGCAGCGCCCCCGCCCUGGGCGCUGCGGCGUCCCGCCUCGUGGAGGAGCUGCUCCGCGAGGAGUCGGCAGCCGGCCUGGCGAGGGGCUGGCUGCAGCUGGUGGCCGACCCCGAGCACUCGCUGCUCCACUACUGCAGGGAGCUCCACAGCGCCUCAGAGAGGGGAGAUGGCGCCGCCUGGGCGAACGCCUUCGGGAGAAUGAGACGGAAGAUGUUCGAGAACCCCCACGCCGGCCCCGACUACAAGGUGCUGGGCAAGCACCAGGGCGCCCUCUACGCCUUGGAGGACUUCGACCCCGAGAAGAAGGAGUCGACGAAACAAACCCUGGCCCGUCUCGUCGGCGAGCUGGACUCCAGCCGCAGGGCCGAGGGCGGACCCAGGCAGCUGCGCCUGUCGCAGCUCUGUCCCGCUCUGGCGCGCCUCUCGGACGCGGGGGCGAGCGAGACGGCAUGCCUCUCCCGCCUCCUGGGGCUGCCCAGAGGCGGACGAGUCCACAAGUUCGAGGAGCAGGUGACGGUGUUCAGGAGUGCGCGUCGGCCGGCGCUGGUCACCAUCCUGCUGGCGGACGGUCAGCGGCGGCGGCUGCUGGUGAAGGGCGGUGAGCCCCUCCGCAGGGACGCCGCCGCCAUGAGGCUGCUGCGGACCCUGACCCUGGGCGGCCGGCGCCCAACACCGCGCAUCCAUUACAACGUGACGCCUCUCGGCGAGGACUGCGGCCUCAUUGAAUAUCUGGAAGACCACGAGACGCUGCGCUCCGUCAUCUCGAGCAGAUACGACCUCGAAGGCGUUCUGCAGAAUGAUGUCGAGGAUCUGAACCCGGACCCCGAGGAGUGUCUCCGCCGGUUCAGGCUCAACUGCUCCAAGGUCCCCGCGCACUCGCUGCGGUCCGUGAUGGAGUUUCGCAGCCCGAGCGUCGAGGACUUCAUCGCCAGGAAGCGGCGGUUCCAGGAAUGCCUGAGCGUCGUCACAUUCUCCAGCUGGAUUCUGGGCCUUGGGGACCGGCAUCUGGACAACCUGAUGUACAGCAACCGCGACGGCUCGCUGGUGCCGGUGGACUGGAACCCGGUGCUGCGGCACGGCCGCGCCGAGCUGCCGCCCGCCCGGCUGACGCGCGCCCUGCUGGCGCCCUGCAGCCCCGCAGUGCUGGAGAGUCAACUACAGCAGUUGGCCGAGUCGGCGCGAGAGCACCAACGGAUCUUGAUGGCAGUCUUCAGAGUGUCCUUCGGCUGGAUGGGCCGGGACUUCGAGGACGGCAUGCGGGAUGUCGGUGAUCUGGUGUCGGGCUCCGCCCUUCCGCACCAGGUGAGCCUGCGGGGGCUGCAGCGGAGCCCUGGAGGCCGAGCGGCACGUGGCGCUGAUCUCCUGAAACGCGCCUUCCACGACUGCGUGCAGAAAGAGAGCUACUGCGUGCAAGAGCAGAUCUCGGACCUGCUGCGUCACUGCACCGACCCUCGGGUCCUGAGCGUCACCAGGUCGCCAUGGGAGCCCUGGGUG
Molecule: messenger RNA, 2739 nt
Organism: Iphiclides podalirius (scarce swallowtail)
Lineage: Eukaryota; Metazoa; Arthropoda; Insecta; Lepidoptera; Papilionidae
Source: the annotation of a GenBank genome assembly